This is a messenger RNA of Penicillium arizonense, 3081 nucleotides long. RefSeq names its product non-ribosomal peptide synthetase. The transcript has a single exon. Lineage: Eukaryota; Fungi; Ascomycota; Eurotiomycetes; Eurotiales; Aspergillaceae. The record is from RefSeq and is a predicted model, not a curated record. Bases 1 to 3081 code for a protein of 1026 amino acids.
AUGGGAUCAGCCAAGCUCCCAGCAUCCGAGUACGAAGUUGCUGUCUCCUCAGACGAGGGUUUGGGCGGACUAUUCUACCAGCAGAUGCUGGAGGACCCUUCCGCCCUGGCAAUUAUUGACGAGGACGGCAGGCGUCUGACUUACGGAGCCCUUCAUCGGGCAGCCCUGAUAUUGGCGCAAGGUCUCCACGAACAAGAUUUUGUGGCCGAAGAACCUGUUGGCAUUCUUGUCCACCAUGGACUCUGGGAUGCCGUGACCCAGGUGGCCAUUAUCUACGCCGGAGGAACCUGUGUACCUCUGAACCCCCUCUUGCCCGAUCAACAAAUCAUCAGUCGCCUACAACGGCUGGGCGCUCGUUACAUCAUUGUAGAUGAACCCAACAGCACGCGGGCGCUCCCAUUUGAUCUCCUCGCAACCGGCGAAUUUCCCCCAAGCGACGACAAGCUAGCAGAUACAAAGGACAGCUCUCUUCCCGUGGCCACAAGUUUGGGGCAUUGCACUCACCUUAUCCAUACAUCCGGCACAACCAGUGAACCAAAGGCUGUGCAGGUUAGAGGUGCCUCUAUCCUCCAUGUGUCACACCACGCCCCUUAUGAUCCCGUCCAGAAAACAGACGUCGUGGGCCACGGCAACAGCACGAGCUUUGACGUGGCUCUCUUCGAUAUCUGGGGGGCGCUCAUUCGCGGUGCAGCGAUUGGCGUACUCAACAAAUCGACGCUACUAGAUAUAUCCAAUCUGGGAACGGUCAUCCGUCAGCUCGGCAUUACCAUCAUGGCUAUCACAACGCCAUUGGUAAACUUGGUGGCGACCACCGCUCCAGCAACUUUCGCACCUCUUCGAGUGAUCCUGAUGGGCGGAGAAGCGGUCAACCUUGUCGCCAUGAAGGCAAUCCUGGAGGCGGGGCCCCCGCAGCAUCUCAUGAACGCUUAUGGACCUACGGAAUGCUGCGUCUAUUGCCUGGCCCAUGAGAUCACUAUGGCAGACAUAGAUGCGGGUAGCGUUAGCAUUGGCAAGCCUAUUGGUCACAAUGUUUGCUGUGUGUGUAACGAUGGAGGCCAAAUUGUCCCUGAUGGCGAAGAAGGCGAGUUGCUGGUGGGGGGACCAGGCGUGUCGAUUGGUUACGUUAAUCAGCCUGACAAGGAUUCUCAAGCAUUCACCUUUGUCGAUGGCAUGGAGAACCCCGACACUGGUGAGCCCUACCGUAUGUAUCGAACCGGAGACAUAGUACGACGCCGAAGUGACGGCCAGCAUGAUUUCCUUGGGCGUCGGGAUCACCAGGUGAAAAUCCGUGGAUUCCGAAUCGAGCUCAGCGCCGUUGAUGCGGCAGUCAUGAACACAGGCCAUUUCUCGAAUGGGUUUGCCAUGCGGAUAGAUGAAAAGGAGGAAGGGUCUGGAGCGACCCUCGUGGCAUUCGUCGUUCUUCAGCCAACCGCUGGACCUCACGCCGUGUCAGACGCGUUGAAAACGCUACGGGCAACACUACCGGAUUAUAUGGUACCACACAUUGAGGUGGUUGCCGAUUUACCGCUCAAUGCCCACGCUAAGGUGGACCGCCGGAAGCUGAAUGAAAUGUACCACAAGCGGGCUAAGCAUUUGCGUGACACGUGUGGCGAUGCGAGGUUGAGCACAAGGGCCCACGUCGUCGGGCUAUGGACAACCAUAUUGGCCACCCCAGUUCCUCACUACUCGGAUGACGAUGACUUCUUCGAACAUGGAGCCACUUCCCUUCAGGCAUCGUUGUUGAUAAGUCGCAUCCGCCAGCAACUCAAAACCGAGAUCUCCCUACUCACACUCUAUGAGAACUCAACUCUGGGAAAGCUAGUUUCUAUCAUUGAUUCCAAUCAAGGGGCCUCUAUGCCAACGAUCCGUAACGAGCGUGACACUUGGGUAGCCGAUACCUUGCUUGGGGAUGACCUACCGCUUCCAACUGGACUGGUCGUUGAUUGGCGCCUAGAUACCGAAGGCCGAGUGUUCCUGACGGGUGCAACUGGCUUUUUGGGAUCUUAUUUGCUGGCCCAUUUGCUGGGUAUACCAGGUGUGCAUCAGGUUGGCUGUCUGGUGCGCGCGGCUGAUCCCGUCACGGGUCGGGAGCGUUUGAAGGCAGCAUUGGUCAAAUACAGUCUCUGGCAAGAUGCCUUUCUAACAAAGCUUUUACCUCUUUGCGGUCAGCUAGAAUGUCAUUGGCUGGGCCUAGGCAAACAAAGAUUUGAGCAGAUUGCAGACUGGGCCAGUGUCAUUUUCCAUCUCGGGGCUAAGGUCAACUACACCCAGCCAUACUCGCUCCACCGUUCGGCUAACAUCAUUGGCACGGUGAAUGUAGCUCGGUUGGCCACUACUGGCCGCCUUAAGGGCAUGCAUUACUGCUCCAGCAUCUCCUGCUUUGGCCCUACAGGCUUCGUGACUGGCGCCAAAAUCGUCUACGAGGAUGAGCCUCUCCUACCACAUGUCGACGCCCUUACGUUCGACCAUGGAUACGCUCAAAGCCAAUGGGCCGCCGACGAACUGCUCCAGCGUCUCAUUGGCCGUGGUUACCCUAUCACCGUAUAUCGGCCGGGCUUCAUCACAGGGGACCAGAAAACUGGCGCGUGCAACCCAGAUGACUUUUUUAGCCGGUUGAUUCGCGCCAGCUUAGAAUUGGGUUGCUACCCCCAUCUGCCAAACCAGCGCAAAGAAUUCAUUACUGUCGGCUACGUGGUGAAUGCGAUGCUCCAUAUCGCAUCCAACAUCUUUGCCUCUGGUCAUGCCUUUCAUUUGCUACCUCAUCGCGAUGCUUCCAUUGGUAUGGACGAUGUCAUGGCGCUACUUGGGAAGACACAAGGCGCUUCCAUUCAGCGCGUAAGCUACGGGGAGUGGAUCGAGCGGCUCUUAUCUAGUGCAAAUGUCUCCCUGCAGCCUUUAAUUCCGAUGCUGGCGGAGAAGGUGCAUCAGGGAUUAACUCGAUGGGAGCUGUAUGAGAAUAUGCCCACAUAUGACAACACUAACACUAUGCGGGCUCUGGAAAACUAUCCUGGUGGCUUGGAAUGCCCAGUAUUUGACUGCGAACUAAUGAAGAAAUAUGUUAAUUACUUGGUUGGACGUUGA